AUGUCGAUUGAUUUCAAGUCUUCUAAAGCUACUACUAAAGAUAACCACUUGUACACCAAGUUCACUUACGAAAACUCGUUGGUUGAAAAGGAUGCAGAUGGAAAGAUCCACGUGACUCCAACUGCGGUUGACUAUGAGUUUAAAUUGGACUUGACGGUGCCUAAAGUCGGUUUGUUGUUGGUUGGUUUGGGCGGUAACAAUGGUACCACGUUGGUUGGCUCGAUCUUGGCUAACAAGCACGGAAUUUCGUUUGAAAAUAAAGAGGGAGUGGUGAAGCCCAAUUACUAUGGUUCGGUGACUCAAAGUUCUACGGUCAAGAUUGGUGUUGACAAGCAAGGUAACGAUGUUUACGCUCCAUUUAACGCCAUUGUUCCAUUUGUUAACCCUAAUGAUUUGGUUGUUGAUGGAUGGGAUAUCAGUGGGUUGACUUUGGACCAGGCUAUGAAGAGAGCCAAGGUCUUGGAUGUCACUUUGCAAAAGCAAUUGUACCCUUAUUUGGAAGAUAAGAAGCCCAUGGAGAGUAUCUACUAUCCUGAUUUUAUUGCUGCUAACCAGGGUACCAGGGCUGAUAACGUGUUCAACAAGAAUGAAGCUGGUGAGUUGACUACUGGCGACAAGUGGAAAGACGUUGAAAAGAUUAGACAGGAUAUCAGAGACUUUAAAGCCAAGAACAAGUUGGACAAGGUGAUUGUGUUGUGGACUGCAAAUACUGAAAGAUAUGCUGACGUGUUGCCAAAAGUUAACGAUACUGCUGAUAACUUGCUUGAGUCGAUCAAGUCUAGUCAUGACGAGAUUGCGCCUUCGACUAUCUUUGCCGUUGCGUCUAUUUUGGAAAAAGUUCCUUAUAUCAAUGGCUCGCCUCAAAAUACAUUUGUUCCUGGUGUUAUUGAAUUAGCUGAGAAGCACAAGUCGUUUAUUGGUGGAGACGAUUUCAAAUCGGGCCAGACCAAGAUCAAAUCGGUCUUGGCUCAGUUUUUGGUUGAUGCUGGUAUCAAGCCCAUCUCGAUUGCCUCGUAUAACCACUUGGGUAACAACGACGGGUACAACUUGUCGGCACCCCAGCAGUUUAGAUCCAAGGAGAUCUCCAAGCAGUCCGUCGUUGACGACAUGAUUGAGAGCAACGAGAUUCUUUACAAUAAGGAGAGUGGCGACAAAGUCGACCACUGUAUUGUUAUCAAGUAUUUGCCCGCUGUGGGAGACUCGAAAGUUGCCAUGGACGAGUACUACUCGGAGUUGAUGCUCGGAGGCCACAACAAGAUCAGUAUCCACAAUGUCUGUGAGGAUUCCUUAUUGGCUACGCCCUUGAUUAUUGACUUGGUUGUCGUGUCUGAGUUUUUGUCGAGAGUCAAUUACAAAAAAGUCGACGAGGGCGAGUACCAUGACUUUUACGCUGUCUUGACCUUGUUGAGUUAUUGGUUGAAGGCCCCCUUGAGCAGACCUGGGUUCAAGCCAAUCAAUGGGUUGAACAAGCAGAGACAAGCGUUGGAGAACUUGUUGAGGUUGUUGGUGGGAUUGCCUAUUAACAACGAGUUGAGAUUCGAGGAGAGAUUGGUGUAG
Lodderomyces beijingensis is the source of this 1557-nucleotide messenger RNA. Lineage: Eukaryota; Fungi; Ascomycota; Pichiomycetes; Serinales; Debaryomycetaceae. The record is from the annotation of a GenBank genome assembly.